AUGCAGGCUCCCGUGGUAAUUAUGAACACUUCCCAGGAAAGAACGACGGGCCGCGAAGCCCAGAUCUCUAACAUCACUGCUGCGAAAGCAGUGGCUGAUGUGAUCAGGACGUGUUUGGGACCCAAAGCGAUGUUGAAAAUGCUGUUAGAUCCUAUGGGAGGGCUUGUUUUAACGAACGAUGGACACGCAAUUUUGAGAGAAAUUGAUGUGGCGCAUCCUGCAGCGAAAUCGAUGCUGGAACUUUCCAGAACUCAGGACGAAGAAGUCGGAGACGGAACGACAACUGUGAUUAUCUUAGCUGGAGAAAUCUUGGCGCAAUGUGCUCCUUAUAUCAUUGAGAAGAAUAUCCACCCUGUGAUCAUUAUUCAGGCUUUGAAAAGAGCGUUGAGUGAUGCUCUGGAAGUGGUGAAACAGGUCAGCAGACCCGUAGACGUUGAAAACACCGAGGCGAUGCAAAAAUUGAUUCAGGCUGCGAUUGGUACUAAAUACGUUAGGCAUUGGUCGCAGAAAAUGUGUGAAUUGGCCCUCAAUGCGGUGAGAACCGUACGCAUCGAUUUUGGCGGUGUCGAGAACGCUGAGAGUCGUUAUGAGAUCGAUAUAAAGAGAUACGUGCGUAUUGAGAAAAUACCAGGUGGUGACGUUAUGGAGUCUAAAGUGUUGAACGGUGUGAUGUUGAACAAAGACGUUGUUCACCCCAAAAUGUCCCGUUACAUUGAGAAUCCAAGGGUAGUUCUUUUGGACUGUCCUCUCGAAUACAAGAAGGGAGAGUCUCAAACCAACAUCGAGGUCACUCGUGAGGAAGACUGGAACCGUAUUUUACAGAUCGAGGAAGAACAAGUGCAAUGGAUGUGUGAACAAAUUUUGGCCGUUAACCCUAGCGUCGUAAUAACCGAGAAGGGUGUUUCAGACUUGGCACAACAUUACCUGCUAAAGGGUGGUUGCAGCGUUCUAAGACGUACCAAGAAAUCUGAUAACAACAGAAUUGCUCGUGUCACUGGUGCUACUAUAGUAAAUCGCGUCGAAGAUCUAAAAGAGAGCGAUGUGGGUACCCAAUGUGGUGUUUUCAAAGUUGAAUUGAUUGGAGAUGAAUAUUUCACGUUUUUGGACGAAUGCAAGGACCCCAAAGCGUGCACGGUGUUGCUUAGGGGCGCUUCAAAAGAUAUCCUAAAUGAAGUAGAGCGUAAUUUGCAAGAUGCUAUGGCUGUAGCUCGUAACGUUAUGCUUUCUCCUUCUUUGUCUCCCGGUGGUGGUGCAACCGAAAUGGCCGUUUCUGUAAAGCUGGCUGAGCGUGCCAAACAAUUGGAAGGUAUUCAACAAUGGCCUUAUCAAGCUGUUGCUGAUGCUAUGGAGUGUAUUCCCCGCACAUUAGUACAAAAUGCAGGUAGCAACGCUAUAAGGGUAUUGUCGCAACUAAGAGCCAAGCAUACUCAAGGAGAUUACACUUUUGGUAUUGAUGGAGAUGCUGGUAAAAUUGCCGACAUGGUGGACUAUGGAGUGUGGGAACCCGAAGUUAUCAAACAGCAAAGUAUCAAAACCGCUAUAGAGAGCGCAUGCUUACUCUUGAGGGUGGAUGACAUCGUAAGCGGUGUCAGAAAGCAAGAGUAA
Messenger RNA from Lachancea mirantina, 1605 nucleotides. The record is from the annotation of a GenBank genome assembly. Lineage: Eukaryota; Fungi; Ascomycota; Saccharomycetes; Saccharomycetales; Saccharomycetaceae.